This is a messenger RNA of Penicillium cinerascens, 744 nucleotides long. It is a transcript of the gene mpt, whose product is annotated as putative DNA repair and transcription factor Ada. Gene Ontology annotation, biological process: DNA repair; regulation of DNA-templated transcription. Lineage: Eukaryota; Fungi; Ascomycota; Eurotiomycetes; Eurotiales; Aspergillaceae. The transcript has a single exon. Gene Ontology annotation, molecular function: sequence-specific DNA binding; zinc ion binding; methyltransferase activity. The record is from RefSeq and is a predicted model, not a curated record. Bases 1 to 744 code for a protein of 247 amino acids.
AUGUCGACCCCGAAGAACACUCCACAGGAGAUUCCUCGCCUCAGCCGAUCCGGGGCAGCCCUCACCUCCGCCGAGCGGUGGCAAGCCGUCACCAGGCGGGAUGCAUCCAUCGGAGGCUUUGUCUACGGUGUCCUCACAACAAAGAUCUACUGCCGGCCAUCGUGUCCGGCACGCCUGGCCCGUCGCGCAAACGUUGAAUUUUACGACACCCCCUCACAAGCCGAGGCCGCCGGACUCCGACCCUGUAAGCGCUGCAAGCCACAAUGCGACCUCAUGGCGGCGGCAGACUCCCAAGCGACAAUGGUCGAUAAGGCAUGCGAGAUGAUACAGGAGGCACUAGCAGCGGGGUCGAAACCCAGACUGCAAGAUCUGGCGGCUCGGGCAGGCCUGACCACGAGCCACUUCCACCGCGUGUUCAAGAAGAAGACAGGCCUCACGCCAGGUCAGUAUGCGAGUGGAAUCCUCCAAGGGGCCCCAGAGAGUUCGCCAGGCUCCUUGAGCCCUGACACUGUGUCUAUGCUUGAACCGCCCCACUUGGGUUUCGUGGAUGAAAGCAGAAUGGAACUGGAUAUGGGUGCGGGUGCGAGCCUUGCGCUGCCGGAAGCUGGUCUGUCGGCGGCUGCGUGUGAACCUGUUAUGGGGGAUUGGUGGAAUGAAUUUGAUGUCCUGCUGGCUGCUGAGCAAGGGCAGAUAUCGCUGCUUGAGCCGUUCUCUAUCGACCCCCGGAUCAUCUCAGCGGAGUGA